Messenger RNA from Cryptomeria japonica (Japanese cedar), 3121 nucleotides. Its product is annotated as E3 ubiquitin-protein ligase XBAT33. The record is from RefSeq and is a predicted model, not a curated record. Gene Ontology annotation, biological process: positive regulation of transcription by RNA polymerase II. Bases 1072 to 2673 code for a protein of 533 amino acids. The transcript has 10 exons. Lineage: Eukaryota; Viridiplantae; Streptophyta; Pinopsida; Cupressales; Cupressaceae. Gene Ontology annotation, cellular component: nucleus. Gene Ontology annotation, molecular function: transcription cis-regulatory region binding; protein binding.
GGAUAAGUUUUCAACAUUUACUGCGAUAAAACUGGGUUUACGAAAACAUUCGACUGAUUUUUGUUUCUGACAGGAAGUGGGCUUAUAAAUCUUGGGUCCGAUAUACUUUUGUAGCCUUACAGCUUGGUAAAGUUUGAUCGAAAUAAGCUGCACAGCAUCUUAAAGCCCACAUAUCUAGGUGGGUGGUUGGUGAGUCAUCUUCGGAUGACUCUGUGGAUAUUUAUACCCAAAUGAAGAAUGCUGUGAGAUGUCCUGAAAUCAAGCAGUUUUAGGUAGGGAACUAGAGAAAGAAAAGAUCCUUCAACAAGGCAAGUUUGAUCCAGAGGGGCUUGGGCACAGAGAACUUUCUUUUUUAAAGAUUGUUUGUGGCAGUAUGAUAACACAGUGCUCUGCAAUUCUGUAAUGAGUGUCUCUUUCUAGUGACCUAAUAAGUAAUGUUGCCGAAUUAGGUAUACGACAGUGUUCUAUUGCGUCCCCUGUAAUACAGUCUCACUGAUUUUCACUGAGGUCAGCCGAACUUCAUUGGUAGCCUUGGUGUGGUGAAGGAGAUUUGCAUUUAGGUCUCAUUUAGGCAUGACCCAUUGGGCAUCCUGCAUUAGUUCCUCAUUAAUUCAUCAGGAUUUUGCUGUGCAUUUUGGGUGAGGGUAUCUUUUGAGCCUUUUUUAAAGAUAUUGUUAUGUCAUAGAGAGGGUGGUAGGGGUUACACUGUAGUCGUGGCUUGAUAAUGCAUUGGACUGAUUUGGAUGAGAUUGAGAAUAGGUUAUGUUGAAUUUAGUGGGUUGGAUGUCCGCAAUGUCAGUUCUCUGAAAAUGUGAAUGUGAGGACUAUACGGAAAGUCCUGAUUGAAAUCAAUACCAGGAUUUUUGCUGGUCUGAUGUGUACAUUAUUCAGUUUAUCUCUGUGAAGGGACGAUAAUAAAGAAUAUAAAAUAAUCGGGUGAUCGGAAUCAGUAGAAGGAGAUCCUAUAUUGUAAAGAGAGCACACAAUUUUAAGCUUCAGCCCUUCUCGGUGGCUGAGACAGCUGUGAUAUUUGUAGUUUUAUAAAGACGCAAUUAAAAUCAUAUUAUUUCAAUGGGUAACUCCCUGGGGUGCUCUGCAUCAGGGGAACGCUUGGUAUCUGCUGCAAGAGAUGGGGAUUUGAUGGAGGCUCGCAUGCUUUUGGAUUUCAAUCCCUGUUUGGCCAGAUAUUCUACCUUUGGUGGACUGAACUCGCCUCUUCAUUUUGCAGCUGCUAAAGGCCAUAGCGAGAUUGUAAAUUUGCUGCUCGAGCAUGGAGCUGAUGUGAAUUCUAGGAAUUACUGUGGUCAGACAGCUUUGAUGCAAGCUUGUAGGUAUGGGCAUUGGGAAGUUGUGCAGACUCUUCUUCUGUACAAAGCAAAUGUUACAAAAGCAGAUUACCUCAGUGGUAGGACAGCCUUGCACUUUGCAGCAGUAAAUGGUCACACAAGAUGCAUCAGGCUUGUUGUUGCAGACUUUGUACCCAGUGCCCCUUACAAUUUGAGUGUGUCUUCGCCUUCUGGCAAAAAGGAUGAUGCCUCACCUAUAGGACGCCUGUUUGAUUUGAACGCACUUUCCAAAUUUGUGAACAGGGCAGCAGAUGUUGGGAUUACAGCUCUUCACAUGGCUGCACUUAAUGGGCACUUUGAUUGUGUGCAAUUGCUUCUUGAUCUGAAUGCAAAUGUGUCAGCUGCAACAUUUCAUUAUGGCACUUCAAUGGAUCUGAUAGGAGCUGGAAGCACUCCUUUACAUUAUGCAGCGUGUGGAGGCAAUAUACAGUGCUGUCAGAUUCUAAUAGCACGAGGCGCUAGUCGAACAACUUUGAAUUGCAACGGAUGGAUACCACUUGAAGUGGCUAGAAUAUGGGGUCGGCAUUGGCUUGAGCCACUGUUGUUGCCUCACUCAGAAUUAAGUCUACCACCUUAUGCUCCAUCAAGCUUUCUCUCACUCCCUCUUAUGAGUAUACUAAAUAUUGCCAGGGAAUAUGGAUUGGAAGCAAUGAAUACUGCCAGUGAAGAUAGUGAGCCUUGUGCAGUUUGUUUGGAGCGCAAUUGUACUGUAGCUGCCGAAGGUUGUGGCCAUGAACUUUGCACAAAAUGCGCUUUGUACCUUUGCUCGACAAACACUGCUAGCUCUACUAGUGCAGAUCCUCCUGGGUCCAUAUCAUGCCCCUUUUGCCGUCAAGGCAUUGUUUCCUUUGUCAAGCUGCCUGGUUCACCCUCAAAAGAGCUUAAGUUGAACAUUACCCUUGGAUUGUGCACUCCUUGUGCAGCAGAUGUCUGUGACUCAGAUUCAGCAUCUAGCCCAGUAGGUCAAUCUGAGUUCCAUAAAAAUAGGGAUUCGUCUGUAUCUUCAGAUUCAUUUUGUAGCGUGUCUUGUACUCCUUUCCCAUCUGUUAGCCUACCUUUGUGUGCAUGCAACAAUGAACCUGGCUCUUCACUUGAAGCUAGACAGGAAACAGGAAGUUCUCAGCAAGCGCACCCGCCUGGGCAUGAUGCCUCAGCUGUGAAUCCAAUUUCCUCUGAAAAUGGUUCUGAUUCUUCUCUUGAACAUAAGGAGGCAGUUAGCCCGAGGGUACAGAAAGCAAGCUGCUCAAAAAUGCUGUUUUGGAGCAGGAAGAACAGUCAAAGAGAGAAGCCUGGAGAGCAACCUUGCAACUCCGAAAUAAGUGUUUGAUUUGUUUGUUCUGUUAUAGUUGUCUUCUAGGGGCGAGUAGUGAUCCAUGAUUGUAUAUUAUUCAAUUCUGUACAAUUUACAUUCAUUUUUUAUGACUUCUGUCCAAAAAUUGCGCCUCUAGCCUCUUUCUUUCCAAAUCCGACAUAUAAUCAGCUAUCUGCAUCCUUUAAUAUUCUUGAUGUAUAAACUGGCACUGUAGUGCACAGACGUGUUCCAUACUUGUGGUGAAAGAGAAGAAAGAUUACAAUUAGGGACAGGCAUCCACUUGAUCCUUCGCAGGCAGAUAUGAGGGUACCUUUGAUUGGCUUCUACUAAGCUGUUUACAAAGAUGUUGGAUAUGAUUCUAUUUCCUUGAUUUGGAAAAGAUGUUACUAGCUGUAUCAUAACGCCAAGUGGGAAACCAUAGUAAUGAUCAAAUAUAAAAGAAAGCUUGAUCAUUGAAUCAAAA